AUGUUAUUUCGUCUGCCUCUAGUCAGAAACCUGAGCACUCAGGUCAAUGCUGCUGCUCAGAAGGUCUCUAAGACGCCCAGCAUGAAAACUUUCAAGAUAUACAGAUGGUCGCCUGAUCACCCUGAAGAAAAACCGCAUAUGCAGAGCUAUACCUUAGACAUGGAUGAGACUGGUCCCAUGAUGUUGGAUGCGUUGCUCAAGAUAAAAAACGAGGUGGAUUCCACUCUUACGUUUAGAAGAUCAUGCCGUGAAGGUAUUUGUGGCUCGUGUGCCAUGAAUAUUGAUGGUAGAAACACUUUGGCAUGUAUUUCCAAAAUCAGCAAGGCCGAUGGUAAGGACGUCAAAAUCUACCCAUUGCCCCACAUGUAUGUUGUCAAGGACUUGGUUCCUGACUUGACACACUUCUACAAGCAAUACAAGUCCAUCAAGCCUUAUCUACUGACAUCAAAGCCUCUUCCAGAAAAAGAGAUUCUACAGAGUGUUGAGGACAGAAAGAAGUUAGAUGGCUUAUACGAGUGUAUUCUUUGUGCUUGUUGUUCUACAUCAUGUCCUUCCUACUGGUGGAACCAGCAGGAAUAUUUGGGUCCUGCUGUUCUUAUGCAGGCCUACAGAUGGAUGAUCGAUUCACGUGAUGAUGCUACUGAGUCCAGAAAACAGAUGCUUCAGAAUCCCAUGAGCUUGUACAGAUGCCAUACCAUUAUGAAUUGCGCCAAAACUUGUCCUAAAGGGUUGAAUCCAGGUAAGGCAAUUGCCGCCAUCAAGAGAUCAAUGGCUUUUGAAUGA
Brettanomyces nanus is the source of this 783-nucleotide messenger RNA. It is a transcript of the gene SDH2, whose product is annotated as succinate dehydrogenase complex, subunit B. Bases 1 to 783 code for a protein of 260 amino acids. Gene Ontology annotation, biological process: respiratory electron transport chain; aerobic respiration; tricarboxylic acid cycle. Gene Ontology annotation, molecular function: 2 iron, 2 sulfur cluster binding; electron transfer activity. The record is from RefSeq and is a predicted model, not a curated record. Lineage: Eukaryota; Fungi; Ascomycota; Pichiomycetes; Pichiales; Pichiaceae. The transcript has a single exon. Gene Ontology annotation, cellular component: mitochondrial membrane.